Schistocerca piceifrons (Central American locust) is the source of this 470-nucleotide messenger RNA. RefSeq lists its product as uncharacterized. The record is from RefSeq and is a predicted model, not a curated record. The transcript is spliced from 3 exons. NCBI's taxonomy places the organism in Eukaryota, Metazoa, Arthropoda, Insecta, Orthoptera, Acrididae. The coding region runs from base 1 to 462 and encodes 153 amino acids.
AUGAAGGACGGGUGGCGGCAGUGGAGAGGUGGCGCUGCCUUCUGCCCGCUGGCCGCUGGCCCGCUUCCAAACCCCCCGCGGCUGGGGGCUGUGGCGGCCGUGGUGGCCCUCCUGAUAGCAGGCCAGCUCAGGCUGGAGCGGAGCAGAUGCGCGGGCAGCCCCCUGCCGGUGAGCCACGGCGCGGUCAGCGUGGAGAGCAGCGGAGGCGGCAGCGGCGGCCGCGGCCCAGUAGUGCCCGUGUCUGCCCCCUCCACCUCGUGCUGCGGCCCUCUCCCCCAGCGGCCAGCUCGCUCCUCCAGCGCCCUGCCCGCGGGCAGACCUGUUGCCACGGUGCGGAGGACCCGCCAGCGCAAGACGCCGCAGCUGCGCCGGUCGCUGACCGCACACUCUUUCCAGAUUUGUACCUGGCGGCCAAAAUCGGAAUUUUUUUCGUCGUUAAUCAGUUCUGCGUUGAAGCAUUAGAAGACACC